UUUUUGGUUCUUCUCAACAUUCUUUGAUGGAUUCUAAAAGAACUUUGACGUUUCUAAUGAAGUGUUUAACUAAUUUAAUCAAUGAGGAUCCACCAUAUUGUUUACAAGCUCAUAUUACUUUUCCUCCAAGAAAACUAGCAAAGUGUAGUCAGUUAGUAACUGGUUAUAUUGUAAAGGCUAAAUCAAGACUGGACUAUUUACAAGUUGAUUAUGAUUACAUUGAUACUAGUAGCACUGAAGAUAAUAUUGAAAUCAAUCAUGAGUUCUCAAUGGCUGAAGUUGAAUUAAAUGACAUAAUGUCUUCAUUUGAGGCUAACAAUUGUCAGACUAUUCCUAAUAAACUGUUGGAGUAUCAAAUGUUCAAUCAGCCUUACUAUACUGAAAGGAUACUGAGAUUAUUAUUAGCUCCUAGACAAGAGAACCAGUUUAUGUUUGCUAAAUAUGCCGAAAGAGAAUGUAAAAAGUUAAACAACAAUGGUGAAGUAGAAGCAUAAUAAGUCCCUGGAGAGAGAUGUGGUUAAUUCUCGCAAGCACUUUGUUCAUUUACAAGAACAACUCAAACACAUUGUCAUGGAGAGAGAUGUACUAGCAAACAAAAGAGACAAAAUGUUCGCCAUAAUUCGACAUCUCGAGUCCCAGCUAUCCAUCCUCCGACAGGGCGGGGGCGGGCGUGAAAAGACCACAUCCUCAGGCCGACUCCUCUCGCCUAAUUUACACGCAACGACUGCUCAGCCUAGACUGGAGAACAGGCGACUCACUGAUCCUUAUUUUAAGGAUUUAAAUCCGAAGCAUCCUCCACAGCAUAGACCCUCAGAUCCUAGUCUUAGAUACCUCUCUCACCACACAGCUGGAGCAACACGUCCUAAUAAUCUACCACUUGGUAUUACUCCAGGUGGUAGUCAUUAUCCUCCUUCAAUAUCCUAUCAAGACACUCCUCUACCUCUUGACGUGAGAGUACCGCCCACAUCAAGAAUGUUCUGUCAGUCGCCUGGUUCUGAUUCGUCAGCUGAUGGUCUGACACCAAAUUAUUUUAAAGUAUCUGCUAGUGCUGAUGAUCUAACUUCUGGUGGUGAGGAUCGUAACUCUAUCCAUUCCUUUGGGU
This is a messenger RNA of Amphimedon queenslandica, 1102 nucleotides long. RefSeq names its product Fanconi anemia group A protein homolog. The record is from RefSeq and is a predicted model, not a curated record. The transcript is spliced from 6 exons. NCBI's taxonomy places the organism in Eukaryota, Metazoa, Porifera, Demospongiae, Haplosclerida, Niphatidae. Gene Ontology annotation, cellular component: Fanconi anaemia nuclear complex. Bases 27 to 494 code for a protein of 155 amino acids. Gene Ontology annotation, biological process: interstrand cross-link repair.